UCUGUGUGGCCAGGUCGGCCGGUUGUCAUUGGGCUCCGCAGAGCGGCUGUGCGGCGCGGUCCGCGAGCGGGCUGGGCUCCGGCACGGCCAUGGCUGGCGCGCUGGUGCGGAAGGCGGCGGACUAUGUUCGCAGCAAGGACUUCCGGGACUACCUCAUGAGUACGCAUUUCUGGGGCCCAGUAGCCAACUGGGGUCUUCCCAUUGCUGCCAUCAAUGACAUGAAAAAGUCUCCAGAGAUUAUCAGUGGGCGGAUGACAUUUGCUCUCUGUUGCUACUCUUUGACAUUCAUGAGAUUUGCCUACAAGGUGCAGCCUCGAAACUGGCUUCUAUUUGCCUGCCAUGUGACAAACGAAGUGGCACAGCUCAUUCAGGGAGGACGGCUUAUCAAGCAUGAGAUGUCUAAAAAGGCAUCUGCAUAACAAUGAAAGAUGAAGAACACACUCUUUAAAGGGAUGGCAUUGCCAGCUACUGCCGCUGAGUCACAGAUUUCGUCACCCUAAAUAGUACUGCUGAGGAAAACAUGCUGAAUGCUAUUUUUACUAACCAUCCUAUUUUUAUAUAACUAGCUUGAGAGUCCCUAAUCCAGCUCUCUGCUGCUUUACAAGUACUGAAUAUUUUACUUCUCUUCAUAAAGAGUAGCGCACAAUAUGCAAUUAAUUUAAUGAUUUUGGAUGAUGGUUUUAUCUGCAGUAAUAUGUAUAUUAUCUGUUAGGAUUUACAAGAUGAAAAUCCAGAGAGAACAAAAUGUGUCACUGCUAGCACCUAAGUACACCACAUCCUUCACUUCUCUUUAAUGAUCACAAGACAACCAACAGCUGGCCAUAUACCUGAGAUCUUAUUUCCAGUGUUUGAAGUUAUCUGUGUAUUUCCGUGCAGUGUGUAUAUUGAGAUGCUGUAACUUAAUGACAAUAAAGGAUUUAAAUAUUUGUUAAA
Molecule: messenger RNA, 933 nt
Organism: Galeopterus variegatus (Sunda flying lemur)
Lineage: Eukaryota; Metazoa; Chordata; Mammalia; Dermoptera; Cynocephalidae
Gene: MPC1
Product: mitochondrial pyruvate carrier 1
Exons: 5
Coding region: 90-419 (109 amino acids)
Biological process (GO): pyruvate import into mitochondria
Cellular component (GO): mitochondrial inner membrane
Source: RefSeq, a predicted model, not a curated record